Messenger RNA from Bactrocera latifrons, 5478 nucleotides. It is a transcript of the gene slo, whose product is annotated as calcium-activated potassium channel slowpoke. Gene Ontology annotation, cellular component: postsynaptic membrane. The coding region runs from base 1274 to 4954 and encodes 1226 amino acids. The record is from RefSeq and is a predicted model, not a curated record. The transcript has 25 exons. Gene Ontology annotation, biological process: transmembrane transport; potassium ion transport. NCBI's taxonomy places the organism in Eukaryota, Metazoa, Arthropoda, Insecta, Diptera, Tephritidae. Gene Ontology annotation, molecular function: large conductance calcium-activated potassium channel activity.
GGCGAGCAUUCCAUACGACGGGAUAAACGAUUCUUAACUCGUUAUACAAGUGCAGAAAAUCUCAUAAGAGUGAAAUUCAAGUUCACCGUAGAAGAAUUGUGCAACUCCAACGAAGCAUGUGUUUUAGUUUCACUAAAAAUAUUGACAGAAAAUUAAAAAAAAAAAAAAUUUGUGAAAUAUAAUGAAAAAAUAUUUUAUCGAAAUUUCAUUUCGUAAAUUUUUUCGCAGCUGUUGCCAGCACCAACAACACGAAGCACAUCGUGCAUAUUUAUCUAUAUAUUGAGUAAUCAAAGUGAAAAUUCGAAAAAAUAAAAGCGAAAAAAUUGUUGUGUCCAAGUGAGCGCGCGCACAACAACUCUCGGCGUCAAAGUGUAUUCAAGUAUCGUCGCCUAUGUUGUUAGUGUGCUGUUAUUUUGGUCGCGCUGCAUGACGUAUUGAGGCACGCUACGGUUGGGCGCUCGCCCGAACACAACAUCUUCGUAGCUUCCUAGUUGCGCGCGCGUUUCUAACGAGUCUUCAGAAUUUCGGCCAAAAAUCUUUAUGUAGCUCUUCUGGUCACCGUUUUCGGACUAUUGCCGUUGUUGUCACCAUUGAAACACGCGCUGACAGUCGAAAAUGUUUUUAAUUUGCGCGCCUCAUAGCAAACUCAGCGCAAUAAUAAAUUCACUUUUGUUGUAAUUGCUGUAAUACUUAGCCAAGAGCAAGAAAUCUUAGAAGACAGCAGAAAUUUUGCAAACGGAAAAACAACACGAAGAUAUUUUUUUUUUUCGUUUUUUCUCGUUUAAAAUAUUCAUUAUGCGUUCAUUGGCACAAAAAUAUGCUGAAGGAAGCUGAGCGCGGCAAAGAAGUACGAGCACAACUCGUGAGAAUGUGAUAAAGCGAAGCGCAAACAAGAAGAAAUAAUCGAAAAUUAGAAAAUUCACCAAAGUGAGUGUUUGUUGUGUGACAUAAUGUGACUGCGAAGCGUUGUGCAAAUGUUGUCAACCUCAGCGGCACCACAGCUGACGUGUGCGCGCAAGUGUAUAAGUAUGUGUGAGUUAGUGCACCACUUCAUAAUGUGCAAACAUCAUAAAAUAAAAUGCUAAACAGCGAAGCAUUAAAAAUGGUGGAUAAAAAUUAAAAUAAUAAUUGAAAAAGUGAUUUAGAUUGCAAACAAAUUAUAAAAGCAGCACUGCGCUACGAGUUGCCAAUAAAUACGCGCUGAAAAUCUCUUGUAUUUCGUAUUAAAAAAAUGUAAAACACUGUUUUUAUUGUCAAACAAAAUAUCACAGCUAUGGAAGAUUUCGCCUUUGCGCUCAACCAAAGUGUCACCGCGAACGUCAUGAGCAAUGGGAUGUCGGGGUGUGACCAAAGCACUGUCGAAUCAUUGGCCGAAGAUCCAACAGAUUCACCAUUCGCUGCCGAUGAGUGUCUCAAAGUACGCAAGUACUGGUGUUUUUUGCUCUCCAGCAUUUUUACCUUCCUUGCUGGGCUAUUUAUUGUGCUACUAUGGCGCGCGUUUGCGUUCAUUUGCUGUCGCAAGGAGCCCGAUUUGGGACCCAACGAUCCCAAACAGAAAGAGCAGAAGGCGUCACGCAACAAACAAGAGUUCGAAGGCACCUUUAUGACCGAAGCCAAAGACUGGGCUGGCGAGCUUAUAUCGGGACAAACGACAACUGGUAGAAUUCUGGUCGUGCUUGUAUUUAUACUCAGCAUUGCAUCACUCAUUAUUUACUUCGUGGAUGCAUCUAGCGAAGAAGUCGAAAGAUGUCAAAAAUGGAGUAAUAACAUUACUCAACAAAUCGAUCUCGCAUUCAAUAUAUUUUUUAUGGUUUACUUUUUUAUACGAUUCAUAGCGGCGUCCGAUAAACUUUGGUUUAUGUUAGAAAUGUACAGUUUUGUAGAUUAUUUUACAAUACCCCCGUCCUUUGUAUCAAUAUAUUUAGAUCGGACAUGGAUCGGUCUCCGAUUUCUUCGAGCGUUACGCCUCAUGACUGUACCGGAUAUUUUACAAUAUUUAAACGUUCUAAAAACAUCGAGCUCGAUACGCUUGGCUCAACUAGUAUCAAUUUUUAUAUCUGUAUGGUUAACAGCAGCGGGCAUAAUACAUCUGCUGGAGAACUCUGGCGAUCCGCUGGAUUUUAAUAAUGCUCAUCGAUUAUCCUAUUGGACCUGUGUCUAUUUCCUAAUUGUGACCAUGUCAACGGUAGGAUAUGGUGACGUUUACUGUGAGACUGUAUUGGGAAGAACCUUCCUUGUGUUCUUUCUACUCGUCGGCUUGGCAAUGUUUGCCAGCAGUAUACCGGAAAUAAUAGAGCUCGUUGGUAGUGGCAAUAAAUAUGGCGGUGAACUGAAAAGAGAACACGGAAAGAGACAUAUUGUCGUUUGCGGACAUAUAACGUACGAGUCGGUGUCGCAUUUCUUAAAGGAUUUCCUGCACGAAGAUCGAGAAGAUGUGGACGUGGAGGUGGUAUUUUUACAUCGCAAGGAGCCUGAUCUGGAGCUAGAAGGUUUGCUGAAGCGUCACUAUACGACGGUGGCGUUUUUUCAGGGCACCAUGAUGAAUGCCGUCGAUUUGGAGCGAGUCAAGGUACAUGAAGCUGAUGCCUGCUUGGUACUGGCCAAUAAAUAUUGCCAAGAUCCCGAUGCUGAAGAUGCUGCCAAUAUUAUGCGAGUCAUCUCGAUUAAAAACUACAGCGAAGACAUACGAGUGAUUAUACAACUUAUGCAAUAUCAUAAUAAGGCUUAUUUACUCAACAUACCCUCAUGGGAUUGGAAACAGGGUGAUGAUGUCAUCUGUCUGGCCGAACUUAAGCUUGGCUUCAUUGCACAGAGUUGCCUGGCGCCGGGCUUCUCAACAAUGAUGGCGAAUUUAUUCGCGAUGCGAUCGUUUAAAACUUCACCAGACAUGCAGUCCUGGACCAAUGACUAUCUGCGCGGCACGGGCAUGGAAAUGUACACUGAAACAUUGAGUCCAACAUUUAUUGGAAUACCAUUUGCUCAGGCCACUGAACUGUGCUUCUCGAAACUGAAACUAUUGCUAGUAGCUAUCGAAAUCAAAGGUGCCGAAGAGGGCGCGGAUAGCAAAAUAUCGAUAAAUCCGCGUAAUGCCAAAAUACAGGCGAAUACACAAGGCUUCUUUAUAGCGCAGAGCGCCGAUGAAGUGAAACGCGCCUGGUUCUACUGCAAGGCCUGCCAUGAGGACAUCAAAGACGAAACAUUGAUCAAGAAGUGUAAAUGCAAAAACUAUGUGGGCAUGAUUAUGAUGCAGACCGGAAUGGUGAAUCAAGGCAUUACCUCAGUCCUUAACCAAAUGGAGGAUGAUUUCCAUCCAGCACCCACAUUUACGCCGCCCGAGCUGCCCAAGCGGGUGCAUGUGCGCGGAUCAGUAACGGGUGACAUGACACGCGAUAGAGAGGAUGUGAACCUCAUAAAUCGCAAUGGUCGCCGCACAAACGGCACCGGCAAUGGUAGUACAGGGUUGCAUAUGAAUUCAAUAGCUGCGAAACAAGUUAACAAGGUGAAACCGACGAUUAACCGACAACAGGUUGAGGGUCAGGUGAUAUCACCAUCACAAUACAACAGGCCGCCAGAAAACGAUGCUAACCCAUAUGCGGGCUAUCAACUCGCUUACGAAGUUAAAAAGCUCAUGCCAACAAGUCGCAGCUCCGGCACAGGCACACAAAAUCAAAAUGGCGGCGUCUCAUUACCGGCCGGUAUUGCGGACGACCAAUCGAAGGAUUUCGAUUUUGAAAAGACCGAAAUGAAAUACGAUUCGACGGGCAUGUUCCACUGGAGUCCGGCUAAGAAUUUAGAAGACUGCAUAUUGGAUCGCAAUCAAGCGGCAAUGACUGUUCUAAAUGGUCACGUUGUCGUAUGCCUUUUUGCCGAUCCAGAUUCGCCGCUAAUCGGACUGCGCAACUUGGUAAUGCCAUUGCGCGCCUCAAAUUUUCACUAUCACGAACUGAAGCAUGUGGUGAUAGUUGGUUCGGUGGACUAUAUACGACGCGAAUGGAAGAUGUUGCAGAAUUUGCCAAAGAUAUCGGUGUUGAACGGUUCGCCGCUGAGUCGUGCCGAUUUGCGUGCCGUGAACGUGAAUCUGUGCGAUAUGUGUUGUAUUCUGUCGGCGAAAGUUCCUAGCAACGACGAUCCGACGCUGGCCGAUAAGGAGGCCAUUUUAGCGUCGCUCAACAUCAAGGCAAUGACCUUUGACGAUACGAUCGGUGUACUGAGUCAACGUGGGCCCGAAUUCGAUAAUCUGAGCGCGACCGCUGGCAGCCCAAUUGUGCUGCAACGGCGCGGCUCCGUUUACGGCGCGAAUGUGCCCAUGAUAACAGAACUGGUCAACGAUAGUAACGUGCAGUUUCUCGAUCAAGACGAUGACGAUGAUCCGGAUACGGAGCUAUAUCUGACGCAGCCGUUCGCCUGCGGUACCGCCUUCGCCGUUAGUGUUCUCGACUCGCUGAUGUCGACGACGUACUUUAAUCAAAACGCUUUAACGUUAAUCCGCUCACUUAUCACCGGCGGUGCUACACCAGAGCUGGAACUCAUACUCGCCGAAGGUGCUGGUCUACGUGGCGGUUACAGCACUGUGGAUAGUCUUAGCAAUCGUGACAGAUGUCGUGUUGGCCAAAUAUCUCUGUAUGACGGUCCCUUGGCCCAAUUCGGCGAAUGUGGAAAAUAUGGCGAUCUAUUUGUAGCAGCGCUCAAAUCGUACGGCAUGCUUUGCAUUGGCCUCUACCGAUUUCGGGAUACCAGUUCGAGUUGUGAUGCGAGUAGCAAACGUUAUGUUAUAACGAACCCACCCGAUGAUUUUUCACUACUGCCAACAGAUCAGGUUUUCGUAUUAAUGCAAUUCGAUCCGGGCUUAGAGUAUAAACCGGCCGCAGUACGUGCGCCACCUGGUGGUCGGGCUGCCAACACACAAGGCUCCGGGGUCGGUGGGGGUGGUUCAAACAAGGAUGAUAACUCUUGAUUGUUACUGUGUAGCGCCUUAACUGAUGGUCCUUACUCGUACAUUUGAACGAUGGAGCAAACGAUCGGGUACAAAAUAGCGCAUUUCUGGCAAUACAUAAUCGGCAAAAUAUGGCAAAAAAUACGAGCGGCAAUGCGAAAUGUAUCGAACAAAAAGAAUUAGCACAAGAAAAGCAAUAAACAAAAGCAAUUGGUGUAAUGAACAAAAAAUAAACCAAUUUUAAUGUCGCAAGUGGAACAAAAUCUAUAGGAAUUUGUCAAAAUUAUAUAUGUAAAGAAAUGCGUAUACAAUACAUGGGUGACCUAGUAAAUGCGCCAUUUUGUACUUUUAUAUUUGCACAGACAUUCGCCAAUGCAAGCCUCAUUUAAAGUAGAUCACAUGCGUAUGUAUGUAUGUAUAUGGGGAGCGCCACAAAAAAAAAACAUUUCAAUUUUCAAUUGGAAGCAAAUGUCUUUGCAAAUAUAAAAAUCAAACUCCAACUAAUAAAAUAUACAAAAACAAACUGAUUACUCGAAUCAGUAUGA